Molecule: messenger RNA, 1197 nt
Organism: Triticum turgidum subsp. durum (durum wheat)
Lineage: Eukaryota; Viridiplantae; Streptophyta; Magnoliopsida; Poales; Poaceae
Source: the annotation of a GenBank genome assembly
AUGGCAACCACCCUCGCCACCGACGUCCGCCUCUCCAUUGCGCACCAGACCCGCUUCGGCUUUCGCCUCGCCUCCACUAUCUCAUCCAACCCCGAAUCUACUACCAACAAUGUCGCAUUCUCUCCGGUUUCCCUUCACGUCGCGCUCAGCCUCAUCACCGCUGGCGCGGGGGGCGCCACCCGCGACCAACUCGUUGCUACACUGGGGGAAGGCGAGGCUGAGAGGCUCCACGCGCUCGCCGAGCAGGUGGUGCAGUUCGUGCUUGCCGACGCAUCCUAUGCCGAUAGUCCGCGCGUCGCCUUCGCUAACGGCGUCUUCGUGGACGCAUCGCUGCCGCUCAAGCCAUCCUUCCAGGAGCUUGCAGUGUGCAAAUACAAGGCCGAAGCUCAGUCCGUGGACUUUCAAACUAAGGCCGCGAAAGUUACUGCUCAAGUGAACUCAUGGGUAGAGAAAGUCACAACCGGUCUCAUCAAAGAUAUUCUCCCCGCGGGGUCUAUUAGCAACACCACUAGACUUGUUCUUGGCAAUGCCCUUUAUUUCAAAGGAGCUUGGACAGACCAGUUUGAUUCACGUGUAACAAAAAGCGACUACUUCUACCUUCUUGAUGGGAGCUCAAUUCAAACACCAUUCAUGUACAGCUCAGAAGAACAAUACAUUUCUUCUUCUGAUGGCUUGAAGGUACUUAAGCUUCCUUACAAGCAAGGUGGGGACAAGAGGCAGUUCUCCAUGUACAUCCUUCUUCCAGAAGCACCAAGUGGUAUCUGGAGCUUGGCAGAAAAGUUGAGUGCUGAGCCAGAGCUCUUGGAGCGCCAUAUCCCAAGGCAGAAGGUUGCACUCAGGCAAUUCAAGCUCCCGAAGUUCAAGAUAUCAUUUGGAAUUGAAGCAUCCGAUUUGCUCAAACAUUUGGGUCUGCAACUGCCAUUCAGUGAUGAAGCAGAUCUUUCGGAGAUGGUGGAUUCCCCAAUGCCACAGGGCCUCCGCAUCUCAUCCGUUUUCCACAAAACGUUUGUCGAAGUGAAUGAAACAGGAACCGAGGCUGCGGCAGCAACUAUUGCUAAAGCAGUCCUGCUAAGUGCAAGUCCGCCCUCAGACAUGGAUUUCAUCGCGGAUCAUCCUUUCCUCUUCCUUAUCCGAGAAGACACUUCCGGUGUGGUUCUAUUCAUCGGUCAUGUGGUCAAUCCCCUCCGAUCUUUGUAA